AUUAUGUGCUGUUUUAAAUCAUACGAAUCUCCCGAUAUUGAUCCUAUGGGUACUUUUUAAACAAGGUUCAUCAUGAAUGGGUGUGUGGUAUCAGAUACUCCAAUAGCAGUUGAUAUGUGGAAGGUUCGCCUCCAUCCCUGUGUGAAGCUGUUUUUCUUGUCACACAUGCACGGAGACCACACAGUUGGACUAACUGCCUCCUGGAAAGACAACAUAUACUGCUCACCAGUGAGUGGAAAGUUGCUUAGACAGAGAAUUAAGGUGAAAGAGUGUUUCAUCAAGCCACUUGAGUUGAACACAAGUCACUUGCUUCCUCUAGAUGAGACUGGUAAAGAGACCAUGACUGUAACUCUCAUAGAUGCUAACCACUGCCCAGGUGCUGUAAUGUUCUUUUUCCAAGGUUACUUCGGAAGCAUCCUAUACACUGGAGACAUGAGAUACCACUCUGAUAUGUUCCUAGAUCCCAGCCCACUUUGUAAUCUCACCACUCCUAUAGAUGUCCUAUACCUUGACAAUACGUAUAAUGACCCCCAGUGUGUCUUCUCCACUAGGGACGAAGCAACCAAUGAGAUACUUGAAAUAAUCCGUGCCCACCCUGAGCAUGACAUUCUCCUAGGGAUGAAGAAUCUUGGGAAGGAAGACCUGUUUGUGCAGGUUGCCAUGGAGCUUAAUGAAUGGAUAGUUGUCACAGAAGAUACAUAUAAUGACUUCAUAGUACUGGAGCUACCAAAUGUCUUUACAACCGAUCAUAAACUAGGGAGGCUUCAGAUUGUUAAAUCAUUUAAGAUCACCUCUAAUACUAUAGCAACCCUGAACAGACAACAGCCCACUAUAGGAAUCAUCCCUACUGCUCUGUUCACAGGUACAGGCCUCAACCCUUACAGCAACUGUGAUGAUAUAUUCAUUGUAAACUAUUCUGACCACUCCUCCUAUACAGAACUUCAUGAUUUUGUGUCUCAGGUGAAACCUAGGAGUAUCAUCCCUGUGGUUAAAUGCACCAGGGGUGUGUUCAACUCAGAUUGGACAUCCAGAGGAAAUAUGUCUUGCUUCACUACAUACUUAGACCCAACACCAAAGGUAGUAUAUGAGGUCCCGCCUAGCGUGAAACAAUAUAUGAAUGCAGGUAAUGUCAAUCCCUAUGAUUCAUCCUCAGCUGCAAAGUCCAAAAAGAAUGUGGCUAUGAUAAAAAGAUAUAAGUUACAAAGGACCCAGUCAUACCCCAAAACCAACAGACCCAAGGGUAUUGUAUUCCCAGAUUCCCCUGAGGACCCUAAACCUAGGCAACCUGCAAGGAUGAAGAUGCAUAUUAUAUUUGAUAGUGAUGAUGAUGGUGAACAGACACGAGCUGUCUCAAUUAAAAACAGUCCUCCACAGCUCAAUGAAACAGCUAUUGACAGCAAACAACUCAUUCAAGAUACCCACACUAAACAUGUCCCAUCAAAUGAUACAGGUUGUGUUGAUAAUGUACUCGGCAUUGCGCUUGAAACAACACAUAAAAAAGAUGGUAAAAAUAACCCAACCAGAGACAGCAUAGUUUGUCCACAGAGUAAUCACCAACCAUCAAACUCGAACAAUGAGUCCCCCAAGUAUGACCCAGUGUGUAUAAGGAAGCAUCUGAAUUCAUAUAACCCUAAGCGGAGAAAGCUGCCAUUAACACUUACUCAACCACAAUCUAAGCGAUAUCGACAAGAUAAUUUUCCUCAACGUGACUGUCUUAACACAUGGUUUCAGAGUGUCAAACCAGAGCCGAUUGGAUCAAACAAAAAGCUCAGUUUAAUCAAAAAUGGAAAAAUAAACAGUCAAAUGAAACAAAUCGAGAAAUGUGAUUCAACAGAAGGGACUUAUGAUAUUGACUUGAACACAAACAAAUCAGUCAUAUUGCCAUUUAAAGAUGGCACUCAAAGUGGAAGUUCCAAACUAUAUGGAACGAUGAAAUCAAUUAACUUUCAACAUGAAGAUGGCAGCACGAGUGUUAAACAGAAAGUUUUUAAUGUAAAGACAGUGAAAUCUUUAAAAUGCAAACCGAUUAAUGACAAUAUCAAAAACACAAAGAUCAUUUGUAAAACUUCGAAAUCAACAAUAGCUUUGAAUUGCAAACCUUUGAAACGGAAAACAAAAGUAUGAAUUUGUCAUUAUUUAUAAACUGGGUAUUCUGAUAAAUGGUAGAACAAUCAAGUUGGUCAUGAAUUCGACAUUUUUUCAUGUUCUAUCACUUCCUUAUUUGGUCAGACAUCUCUCCAUACCGAUUGCAAACACCUUGUAUUGUAAGUCCGUGAUCAUUUGCCAUCUCUUAAAAACGUAAAUAAACCCAACAUGUGCUGCCAUCUUUAUAACAGUCUUUCUAUCGAAAUUAUUAAAUGAAAUGAAAAAAUCAAAAAACAAUACAACAAAAAUAUAUAUACAGU
Molecule: messenger RNA, 2405 nt
Organism: Owenia fusiformis
Lineage: Eukaryota; Metazoa; Annelida; Polychaeta; Sabellida; Oweniidae
Source: the annotation of a GenBank genome assembly